AUGUUCUUUCUAUCUACUCCACCAAACUUUGAAGAAGGUCAGUCUACAUACAGGCCACCAAGGUUCAAUGGCCAGUACUAUGGAUGGUGGAAAACUAGGAUGCACGACUUCAUUGUGGCUGAAGAUUUAGAGAUAUGGGAUAUUAUAUGUGACAGACCCUUUGUUCCCACCAAGAAUCUUGGUGAUCCAGCUGUAGCCAUUCCUAAGACGAGGAAGGAAUUCAAUGAUGCUGAUCGAAAGGUCAUAGAAAAGAACUUUUGUGCAAAGAAAAUUCUUGCUUGUGGCAUUGGUCCUGAUGAAUAUAAUAGGAUAUUGGCAUGCCAAUCAGCAAAAGAAAUCUGGGAGGCUCUUCAGACAGCUCACGAAGGAACAACACAGGUUAAGCAAUCCAAGAUCGACAUGCUCAUAACUAAAUACGAGCUCUUCAGGAUGAAAGAUGAUGAAUCCAUCCAAGAUAUGCAUACUCGCUUCACCUCCAUCAUUAAUGCGCUUCACUCUCUUGGUGAAACCAUUCCAAGAAACAAGCAUGUCAGGAAAAUCCUUAGUAAAGAUCAGUACAAAAACAACCUUGACAAAGCAGCCAAGAGGAACCCGAUUCUUGAUAAACACUUCAAAAGAGAGAAUGUCGCUGACAAUGUCGUAAAGCAAGCUCUUGCUACAUGGGGAGACUCCUCCAACGAAUCUAAAGAAGAAAAUGAUCAUGGUGAUAGUUCAAUGAUAGCAGUGGAAAGUGAAGCAACUGAGUAUGACUCAAUUUUUGCCUUGAUGGCUCAGUCCGAUGACGAUGAAGAUUGCGAUGAUGAUGCGGUAAAUUUUCUGGAUGUUCAGAGAAAUCUGAAUUCUUAUUCUCCUAAAGAAUUUAUAUCUUUGGCAAAUGUGUUAAUUGAUGCUUAUCACAGUCUUAUAAAUGAUAAAGAUGCUUUAAUUGUGGAGUUAGGAUAA
Messenger RNA from Nicotiana tabacum (common tobacco), 942 nucleotides. The record is from RefSeq and is a predicted model, not a curated record. Lineage: Eukaryota; Viridiplantae; Streptophyta; Magnoliopsida; Solanales; Solanaceae.